Molecule: messenger RNA, 207 nt
Organism: Lottia gigantea (owl limpet)
Lineage: Eukaryota; Metazoa; Mollusca; Gastropoda; Lottiidae
Exons: 1
Source: RefSeq, a predicted model, not a curated record
CAACAUUCAACCUCACACAUAACUCACAUCUCAUUUGAACCUCAACAUUCAACCUUACACAUUACUCACACCACAUUUGAACCUCAACAUUCAACCUCACACAUAACUCACAUCUCAUUUGAACCUCAACAUUCAACCUUACACAUUACUCACACCACAUUUGAACCUCAACAUUCAACCUUACAUCUUCCUAACACCUCGCUUUAA